Molecule: messenger RNA, 1373 nt
Organism: Myotis daubentonii (Daubenton's bat)
Lineage: Eukaryota; Metazoa; Chordata; Mammalia; Chiroptera; Vespertilionidae
Gene: GPS2
Product: G protein pathway suppressor 2
Exons: 10
Coding region: 302-1282 (326 amino acids)
Biological process (GO): regulation of transcription by RNA polymerase II
Cellular component (GO): transcription regulator complex
Molecular function (GO): transcription coregulator activity
Source: RefSeq, a predicted model, not a curated record
AGCGAAGCGCGGAGAAAGGGUAGGGAGGGGCUGGGGUCGCGGCCGGUGGGGCCGGAGGCGAGAGCCCCGAGGCUAGAGACCCCUACGCGCGUGCGCGCUGGAGCAGCGGGGGGGCAGCCUCGCGGUCGGGUGGCGCGGGGCGGCGGGUCCCCGACACGUGACCGGGGCGGUGGGCGGACUUCGGUGUCGGCCGAGCAGGCGCGCUUGUCCCUGAGCGCUCGCUACCCACAGGCCCAGUCCGGAGGCCCGGCAGUCAGCGACAGAGCCGGGCGUCCACGGCCCGUGCGCCCCCGGCAGCACCAUGCCUGCGCUCCUGGAGCGCCCCAAGCUUUCCAACGCCAUGGCCAGGGCGUUGCACCGGCACAUCAUGAUGGAGCGGGAGCGCAAGCGGCAGGAGGAAGAAGAAGUAGACAAGAUGAUGGAACAGAAGAUGAAGGAAGAGCAGGAGAGACGAAAGAAAAAGGAGAUGGAAGAGAGAAUGUCCUUAGAGGAAACCAAAGAACAGAUCCUGAAGCUGGAAGAGAAGCUUUUGGCCCUUCAGGAGGAGAAGCACCAGCUUUUCCUGCAGCUCAAGAAAGUUUUACAUGAGGAAGAAAAACGGAGGCGAAAAGAGCAGAGUGACUUAACGACUCUGACAUCAGCCGCAUACCCACAGAGCCUGACUGUUCACACGGGAACUCAUCUCCUCAGCAUGCAGGGGAGCCCUGGAGGACACAAUCGCCCAGGCACCCUCAUGGCAGCGGACAGAGCCAAACAGAUGUUCGGACCCCAAGUGCUUACAACCCGGCAUUAUGUGGGCUCUGCAGCUUUCACAGGGACCCCAGAGCACGGGCAAUUCCAAGGCAGCCCAGGUGGUGCCUAUGGGACUGCUCAGCCCCCACCUCACUAUGGACCCGCUCAACCGGCCUAUAGCCCUAGUCAGCAGCUCAGAGCACCUUCAGCCUUUCCUGCAGUGCAGUACUUGUCUCAGCCACAGCCACAGCCCUAUGCUGUGCACAGCCACUUCCAGCCCACCCAGACAGGGUUCCUCCAGCCUGGUGGUGCCCUGUCCCUACAAAAGCAAAUGGAACAUGCUAACCAGCAAACUGGCUUCUCUGACUCAUCCUCCCUGCGCCCCAUGCAUCCCCAAGCUCUACAUCCAGCCCCUGGACUCCUCGCCUCCCCCCAGCUCCCUGUGCAGAUGCAACCAGCAGGGAAGUCCAGCUUUGCUGCUACUAGCCAACCUGGCCCCCGGCUCCCAUUCCUCCAACACAGCCAGAACCCAAGAUUCUAUCACAAGUGACCAUCAAAUUUCAUCUUCAACCUCACCCCACCCCCUACCUUGGGUGAGAGUCCCUGGUAUGUCCUCGGCCAAUAAAAUCUAUCUGCCAUUG